Molecule: messenger RNA, 894 nt
Organism: Dracunculus medinensis (Guinea worm)
Lineage: Eukaryota; Metazoa; Nematoda; Chromadorea; Rhabditida; Dracunculidae
Source: the annotation of a GenBank genome assembly
AUGUCACUAUUUGCAUUUAACGAUUUCGAACUUUAUAAGGGCAAUUAUAGCGGUCUUCAUAAUGAUUAUGAAUAUAGAGGGAUGCAAUUGCCCCUUCAUAUUUUACAUUGGACGUUUGCACUAUCAUUUGAGUGCGUAAAUGAUUAUGUCGAAAAAACCUUAGCCUUUCAACAAAAUUGGCAGCAUUCGUUCACAAUAUCUGUUGUGUAUUUUUUAUUAAUAAAAUUAGUUCAACGAAUGAUGCGAAAUCAAAAACCGUUCAAUCUUCGUAUACCACUUGUAGUUUGGAAUGGAAUUCUUUCAGUUUUUAGUAUUCUUGGAUUUAUACGCUUUUCUGAGGAUUUGAUCCAUUCAUUGAUUUACAAAGGACUCUAUCCAUCAUUAUGCUAUUCGGUGAAACCAGAUGGUGUCGCAGCUUUUUGGUCAACUUUAUUUGCUGCCUCAAAAGUAGCCGAAUUAGGCGAUACCUUAUUUAUAGUGCUAAGAAAGAAGCCGCUUAUUUUCCUCCACUAUUAUCACCAUGCCGCUGUCCUAGUAUAUACCGCUCAUUCAGGUGCUGAACACACUGGGUCAGGACGUAUGUUUAUUAGUAUGAAUUUUUUGGUACAUUCUGCGAUGUAUUUAUAUUAUACGUUAACUUCGUAUGGAAUUCGACCAGCAAAAUGGAUAUCAAUGUGCAUCACAAGCCUCCAAACGAUUCAAAUGUUUUUGGGAAUAAUCGUUUCAUUGUACGUUUAUAGGAUUAAACUGGAAGGCAAAUUACCAUGCCAACAAUCAAUGAAAAAUUUGGCCCUUGCAUUUAUAAUCUAUGUUACCUUCGCAGCUUUAUUCGUUCAUUUCUUUAUCAAAUCCUAUAUAAGGAAAAAUAAAAUUCGACAAAAGAAAGCUGAUUAA